Molecule: messenger RNA, 867 nt
Organism: Suillus clintonianus
Lineage: Eukaryota; Fungi; Basidiomycota; Agaricomycetes; Boletales; Suillaceae
Exons: 3
Coding region: 157-762 (201 amino acids)
Source: RefSeq, a predicted model, not a curated record
UAUCCCAUCCGACCAACUCUUACCACAAUGUACAUUCUCAGUCGAGAAGGAUGAUAAUGCUCAACCCCAAUGUGACUUCUGGAUUCACGCAGCUGUAGAGCUUGCAAAAACACCGCGGACGCUUGCGCCUAAGUCAGUCGAAUAAGGGCAAGGGCAAUGGAAAGGACAAACAGAAAGAGCAAGCAAGUGCUCUGCUACCCUCUUACGCCUAUCACGACGGGCUUGCUUCAUGAUUAUGCAUUUCAUGCGAACUUCCUCCAGGGACACGAGAAAUUCAAACUCACGCACGGGUCUUUCACCUCGAUCUUAAAUUUCCUUGGGCAAGAAUCAUUAGAAUUGCAGCUAGAACAGUUAUUCACUGUAUGGGCAUGGUCAUGGGAUUUAAGCAAGAGUUUUGAGUUGAGCAGUGACCUAGGAUUGUCGCUUCACCCCUUAUACCCCUCUAUUCCACCUCUAUUGGAUACCUUUUCGUCACAGCUACCAGCUGGACUGGACGUGUUGUUUCUUUCUCCUCACGCAGUUUCGUCUACCAGACACAGACAAUCUAAUCAUCUGCCCGCACUCUUGCGACACCUUCCGUCUCUGAUUCAACCUCAUUUACCACGGCAUAACACAGAUGAUCACCCAGAAGCCUCUUCACCCAGUGAGAAGGGAGUGACUGCAAACACGGCAGCCAAAGAAGUUGUUUCUGGCGGUUACCCCUCCAGUGGGUUCUUGGGCAUGCCUUCUAGUCUCACCAUGAGUAUGGGGGUUCGGAACUGAAGUUGGCCUGGGGCGUUAACUUUUGGGAAGGGUGCUGAACGAAAAAUGCUGGUGACAGAACAAGAAGGAAUUAAGCCUGAUCACCCUUCAUGACUGAAAGUACGA